AAGACUUGGCUGGUAUGUCGUAUUCUCCACCACAACCACCACAACGUCAGUACAGUAGUACGUUAAACGUGGAUUGUGUCGAUGGAGUCUACAGAUCUCAACAACAGGUGUCACCGUUGACAAAGCAAGUAAACCACCUCGCCUAUGAAAUCCCAAAAAACAAGUACGCCAACAAUCCAUGGAAUUAUGCUCCUGAAUUUUUGAAGGUUUUCGGUGACCUUCGUGUUCAUAUCGGAGGAAAAGCUGUAUUCGAUUGUGUUCUACUAGGAAGCCCUCGACCACGAGUGUGCUGGUUGUUUAACGAAGACAAAUUGCGCUUCAGUGACGUCAUAAUUGAGGAUACUGCUGACGUGUGCCGCCUCACAAUUCCAUACGUUCAAAUGCACCAUUUCGGAACUUUCACUGUCUUGUGCGAAAACGAGGUGGGACGUGCCACCGCUCAAGCAGAGCUUCUCCCACUUUAUGAAUAAUUUUUUGCUUAAUUUUAAAACUUGUAUAAAUGUUUUUUGAAA
Molecule: messenger RNA, 512 nt
Organism: Caenorhabditis elegans
Lineage: Eukaryota; Metazoa; Nematoda; Chromadorea; Rhabditida; Rhabditidae
Gene: oig-3
Product: Ig-like domain-containing protein
Source: RefSeq, marked reviewed